Messenger RNA from Eimeria necatrix, 893 nucleotides. RefSeq lists its product as hypothetical. The annotation marks the transcript as partial. The transcript has a single exon. Gene Ontology annotation, biological process: regulation of transcription by RNA polymerase II. The record is from RefSeq and is a predicted model, not a curated record. Gene Ontology annotation, molecular function: ice binding; transcription cis-regulatory region binding. Lineage: Eukaryota; Apicomplexa; Conoidasida; Eucoccidiorida; Eimeriidae. Gene Ontology annotation, cellular component: nucleus.
GGGGCCACCCCCCCACCAGCAGCAGCAGCAGCAGCAGCAGCAGCAGCAGCAGCAGCAGCGUAGCGCCUGUUCCACUGCUGCUUGCACUUCAAAUAAAGACUCAUGGCAGCUCUUGCGUCUUCCGUGGGAUCGUGCGAUCCCACUUGGAUUUGCUGCUGGAAGUGCUGCAGCACGAGCUGCUUCAGCCCGGGUGUACGUACACCCCGCUGCUGCUGCUGCUGCAGCGGCCGGUACUUGCUGGUGUCCCGCAGCAGGUGCAGCGGGUGGCUCAGGUGCAGCACCUGCAGCAGCAGCAGCAGCAGCAGCAGCAGCAGCAGCAGCUGGGGCAGCAGCAGCAGCUGGGGCAGCGGCAGCGGCAGGUCGAGGCAGCAGCAGGAGGCGGGUGCAGCAGCAGCAGCAGCUGCUGCUGCAUGCAGCAGCUGCAGCAAGUGAACACAGCAGCAGCACGUUCACGCUGCAGCAGCAGCAAGUACACGCAGCAGCAGCACGUUCACGCAGCAGCAGCUGCUGCUGCUGAAGCGCGAGAACGCAGCAGCAGCAAAGCAGCAGCAACUGCACCAGCACCCAUAGCAUCGUCAACUGCAGCAACUGCAGCAGCAGCAGCAAAAACAACAACAACUUCACCAGCAGCAACUGCAGCAGCAGCAACUGCAGCAGCAGCAGCAACUGCAGCAGCAGCAGCAACUGCAGCAGCACCAGCAGAAACAACUGCAGCAGCAGCAACAACAACAACUGCAGCAGCAGCAGCAGCAGCAACUGCAGCAGCAGCAGCAGCAGCAGCACCUGCAGCAGCAGCAGCAGCAGCAGCAACUGCAGCAGCAGCAGCAAACCUGGAGGUCGUGGUGCACGGCGUGGCCGACGAGAAUCUUUCCUUCAAUUUUGCUUUUAAUUAA